Knipowitschia caucasica is the source of this 1209-nucleotide messenger RNA. Lineage: Eukaryota; Metazoa; Chordata; Actinopteri; Gobiiformes; Gobiidae. The record is from the annotation of a GenBank genome assembly.
AUGCAAUCAAUCAAGCAAGAGGUGGACUCUGCUGAGUCGUACACUGGAGACGAUGCACUGGUAUUUGCUGUGGCCUUACAGGGAGCUAAUCCAGACCUAUUGGGCCAUCAACUUCCUGCAUUGCCGUUCAAGCCUAAAACAACUUGUCGUAGAAAAAGGGAAUUUAUUCCCGAGGAAAAGAAAGAUCACCAGUACUGGGAGAGACGGCGAAAAAACAAUGAGGCUGCCAAACGCUCAAGAGAAAAACGGCGCAUCAACGAUAUAGUACUUGAGAACAAACUGCUGGAACUGGGAGAGGAGAAUGCUUCUCUAAAGGCAGAGCUUUUGUCUCUCAAACUAAAGUUUGGUCUUCUUAGCUCAGAAGCCUACUCACAAGAAGUACAGAAACUUGCCAAUGUGACCAGCUCAAACCUUUACCAGGAGUUUAUAAGCCAAUGUAGUAGCCACACAGCCACAACAGAGCCACAAAUGCGCAGCAGCUGCAUAUCAGUCAUAAAGCAUUCACCACACAGCCUCUUCUCUGACAGGGCAGUCAGUACGAGUACAGCAGUCCAGGACAAUCGGAAUAUCUGCAGGGAUUUAGGUGUCAAGCAGGAACCAGCAGGGAUCUACACGCAGGAGAGCAGCAGUCCUUAUGACGUGUUCAGGACACACAUGGCUAGUGACACACCGCCCACUUCAUUUGUGCAGAUGAGUUGUUUGUCUAGUGAUUCGCCUGGCAGCUCUGAGGAUGGAGGUGUGAGCAAGUCCUCAGAUGGGGAGGACGAGCAGCAGGUACCCAAAGGACCGCCAGCAGACCCCACAAGUGUCAUUGUGUCCACCCAUAAAGUGCCAGAUGCAAACGGAGCAUCUGCUUUGCCUCACAAACUGCGAAUAAAGGCUAGGACCAUCCCAAUCAAAGUAGAGGCCAUGGACCUAGAAUAUGAGGCUUCUGGAGUGUCCUCUGACCACAAUAACGGAGACGUUUAUGAGAGUGCUCAAGACUGCCCUACUUCAUCCAUGUGUGAUUUGUCCGUGCAGCUGGAUCACAUGCAUAACUGGACCCCACAGCCUGAGUCAUGGCAGAGAAAUCUAAACUAUGGUUUAAACUCCUCCUAUGCACACUUGGCCUCUGAGGAAGCAACGCUGAUGGCACGACACCAGAAUUCUGUGAUAGAAACUGCCAAAGGUGGUGUUGAACACCAUAGUUAUCUAAAGGAAAUUCCUUAA